AUGUCUUUCCAAGCCCAGGGACCCUCCACCCAAGACCUGGUCGCAGAUCUAUUCGAAGACCUAAUCGCAUACCCAUCCACAGACCCAGUUGCAGACCCAUCCGCAGACCCCUUCGCCGACCCAUCCAUAUACGAAGUCGCAACCACAACCGCAAACCCAGUCCCAGUCCCAGUCCCAGUCCCAGUCCCAGUCCCCUGCAACACAAUGCCUCACCAACCCCAAGAGCCCCCCACCCCAACCCUCUUCGCAGACCGUGGCAUCUACCUCGGCAUCGGCCGCCUCCCACACCCCCGCGACAUCCAAAACGGCCAACACCCGCACUGGCAGCUCAUAAUCACAGACCCCGACACGCAAAGCUCGCACAUCUACAGCUGCGCCCGACAAGACAUCAAGACAGCCGCCUACAAGCACACAGCCAGCCACUACGUAGCCCCGCUCGACAGCCGGCUGUCCGCACUGCACAAGCUCGGCAGCGUGCCGCCGCACAAGGAUGCCGAAGUCGUCUCGAUAUGCGCGGCCGUGCGUCCGCAGCGGUGCCACACGUACGUGUACAGCGUGCUCAUGAUCCUGUGUGAGCAGAAGAUCAUCGCGUUGAGCGCGCUGGAAUGGGUGUCGGAUAAUCUGAUGGAUGCGGUUAAGCGCAGUCGGAUUGAGGCGGAGAAGAGGCGUGUGGAGAUGGAGGCUGUGUCUAGGCUGCCGGCUGGGGGCGCACCUGGUGCAGUGCCUGAGGCAAUACCUGAGGUCUUUCUGCAUGAGUUUUGCACGGAUAAUAGGUCUCAGAGGGAGAGGGAGAGGAGGACCAAGCGGGAGAAGACGAGGAGGUGGGCUAUGAAGAGGCUUCUGGGUGUGGAGAAUGAUGCGAAUAGGUUGGGGAUGGAUGAGGUGGUGUAUUGUCGGUGUUUCUUUUGA
Messenger RNA from Aspergillus mulundensis, 909 nucleotides. RefSeq lists its product as uncharacterized. The record is from RefSeq and is a predicted model, not a curated record. The transcript has a single exon. Bases 1 to 909 code for a protein of 302 amino acids. NCBI's taxonomy places the organism in Eukaryota, Fungi, Ascomycota, Eurotiomycetes, Eurotiales, Aspergillaceae.